CAUAACACCGUUUAUUAACACAGACUACAUAUAUAGCUCCAUGGCUAAAGCUGUCGAUAAAUCCGAAAAUAGUGUUUCGAGCACUUUCGAAUGUAAUAUCUGCCUAGAUACCGUCCAAGAUCCGGUGGUGACACUUUGUGGCCACCUCUACUGCUGGCCAUGCAUUUACAAGUGGAUCCAGUACCAAGAAACUUCAUCCGAAACCUUUGAAAACGAAAACGCAAAGUGCCCCGUAUGCAAAACCGAAAUCGCAGAAAAGGAUAUCAUCCCAUUAUACGGACCAAACCUUGUCACCUCAAAUAAUGGUACCGAUGAAAAAGGUCCUAGUGACGUAGGAGAAAUCAUCCCACCCAGGCCACCUACUCCAAGACAUCGCGGACUAGGAAUGUUAGGUCGUCAUGGAUAUCGACGACUUGCACCAUCACCUCUAGCUUUGCCUGGCCAUGAUGAUACAAGUACUAUGGACAGUGCGGUGGUACCGAGUCCUACAAUUGGGAUGCUUGGAGAAAUGGUCUCUGGGAGGAUCUUAGGCGAGUUGGGAUCCCCUUUAUUUGGUACACCGAAUUCGUAUAAUCUAGUCACGGUUACUAGACGAGAAAGAUUGAGGACAACACAUGCUGACAGAUCUCUUAGCCGAAUAUUUAGUUUUUUCAUUUGUUGUAUAAUGUUUUGCCUUCUCAUGUUUGCUUAA
Molecule: messenger RNA, 691 nt
Organism: Helianthus annuus (common sunflower)
Lineage: Eukaryota; Viridiplantae; Streptophyta; Magnoliopsida; Asterales; Asteraceae
Product: E3 ubiquitin-protein ligase RMA1H1-like
Exons: 1
Coding region: 41-691 (216 amino acids)
Biological process (GO): ubiquitin-dependent protein catabolic process
Cellular component (GO): endoplasmic reticulum
Molecular function (GO): ubiquitin protein ligase activity; ubiquitin-like protein conjugating enzyme binding; metal ion binding
Source: RefSeq, a predicted model, not a curated record